AUGAAGCUCCCUCUUCUUGCCAUGUGCCUGGUGUCUGUGGCUCACUGUGAGGAUGGUGCCAGGCUCCUGGCCUCCAAAUCCCUGUUAAACAGAUAUGCAGUGGAGGGCAAGGACUUGACUUUGCAGUACAACAUCUACAAUGUUGGCUCCAGUGCUGCCCUAGAUGUGGAGCUGUCAGAUGAUUCCUUCCACCCAGAAGACUUUGGCAUCGUCUCUGGCAUGCUCAGCGUCAAGUGGGACAGGAUUGCUCCAGCCAGCAACGUGUCCCACACCAUGGUUCUAUGACCUCUCAAGGCUGGGUACUUCAACUUCACCUCUGCCACCAUCACGUACCUGGCACAGGAGGGUGCCCAGGUGGUGGUUGGCUUCACCAGUGCUCCUGGGCAGGGAGGAAUCCUGGCUCAGCGUGACUUUGAUAGGAGGUUCUCCCCUCACUUUCUGGACUGGGCGGCAUUUGGUGUGAUGACCCUGCCCUCCAUCGGGAUCACCCUGCUGCUCUGGUACUCAAGCAAGAGGAAGUAUGACACCCCCAAGAGCAAAAAGAACUGAGCAGAGUCCAAUGCCAGCAGCAGCCCAGAGCUCGGGAAAGGACACCCCUGAACCCCCAAGAACAGUGGCUAGGUCGGGAUGGUGCCAUCCCCUGCGAGGUGCUGCCUGUGUCCUGCUUCAGCCCUCUGGGUAAAGGAUUCGGUGGCUGCAGCAGCAGCUGUGAGGUGUCCUCUGUGUUCUAAUGGAGAAACAAACAAACAGAAAAAAGAGCAACCAGAAGUCCCAAACCACCUUGUCCAGCCCCUUUGGAGGCAGAACCCCUCUCUCCUCUGCAGCUGCAGCAAUCUGAGCAGCACAACAUGUUAGUGCCCAGAGGGGCCUGCCUGUGGGGCUCUGCCCCCUCUGCUGCCUCCAGCUCCCAUUUGCCUGCUGCAGUUUUCUGUCAUAUCUCAGGGUCCCCUCCAGGUGCUGCCUGCCCUGUGGGACAGAGAUUGCUCGGGUGACACCACAAACCUGAUUUGAUAGAGGAUGUCACAGCUGCUGCUUUGUCCUGUUGAUGCUGUUCUCUGACCCACCAGCCUGCCCAGGUCCAUGAUGGGCUUGUAAAGCCAUGAGGGUGGAGUGCAGGGAGGAGGAUCAGAGUUAAAUUCCUCAAGAAUGAGGUGCACAGGCUGGGAAACUCUCCCUGCACUGGCGAUGCUCUGCUUAAUUACACCCACCUACAACCCCCUCCCCUAGACAGGCUCCAGCUUUCUGCUGACAUGUUCAGGAUCAGGACAUGUUCUCUGCCGUCAGCUCUUUUCCUGUGCCAUUCUCUGACCCUCUGUCCCUUUGGAUGACACUGAACCCCCCAGGACACAAAAUGGCCAUUGGUGGCUGAGGAGGGCUAAGGGCCCUGCUAAGAGGGGAUACGGGCUCAGUUGGUUCCAGCAGCAGCUGUAUCCAGCAUUUCCAGUCUGCAGGAAGGGACUUAGCUGAGGCAUGGAGCCAAGGGUGGGGAGCUGAACCACAGCAGCCUCACCAAGCCUCGCUGUGUCUUGAGCCACUACAAGGCCCUGGGGGGGCUCUGCCUUCUUGUUUUCUGUAAUUCCCAGGCCUGGCAGACAUGCAGUAUUGUCCCUCAAAUGCUUGUGGCUGUGUCAGGGGUCUUCCCACUGCAAGACUGAAGUUCUCAUGUUUGUGGGGAAUCCUUUUAGAAUUGUUCUCCAGCCCUGGCCGCAGAGUGUCACUGUGUUCCCCCUCCAGCAGCACCUGUACCAGCAUCUACAGCAUCAGCCAGUCUGAGGGACAUGGGACCUGUCACACCUGAUGUCGCUAGUGACCACCCAUUGGGUAACAUCCUGCACACUGGAAUGCUCUGGGAUGUCCCCAGAGCAGGGGACAAGCUCUGGUCACACCAGGGGGAGACCCAUGAAGCUGAGCUCACCCAGAACCCUUGGGGUCCCCACGGGUGCCAGGCUGGGGACACAUAUGCCCCUCACCAUCUGACACUCUCAUGGGGGGCUGACCUCUGCCAGGUCGGUCAGACAUGUAGGUGCCACUCUCAGUGACAGUGAAGUUGUCAUGUCCCUCCUGCCCCCAGUACCCCCCCCAUCCUUGUACCAGGUGGUGGCACUGGUGGUCCCUGAGUGCUGACAGAUCAGUGUCACCCAGUCCCACAGCACCAGCAUCCAGGGAGGCUCCACGAGGAGCUGGAUGGUCUGGGUGGCAGGGGACACCAGCCUGCCAGGGCCAGCGCGGGGCUGGGGACAUGGCAUCCUCUGAGGACUCAAUAGUAAGGCUGAGGGUCUGGGCUGGAAGGGAGAAGGGACAGGGCUGGGUGGGGGUCGCACCGUGGGGACAGAGGCACAAGGUGUGGGGGCUGUCCACAAACUGUCCUUGUGUGGCAUGGACCCCCCUUGGAGACAGGGACACUACAGCCACCCCACAGUGAGGCGGGGCAUGGGGACACUGUGACCACCCUGUACUGUCACAGGUCACCCCCACCAGCCCUCUGAUGCCUCCCCAAAUCCCUGUCCCACCAUUAAUGUCCCCACCUUCCUGCCCCUACAAUCCCGGUCACCUCACACACAGUCUCUGAUGGCACUUAAGGGAACCCUGCAGUCCCCCUGUGCCAACUUCCCUCCCUACCCCAAGGGUACGAGGCCCAUGCCUGGGGUGCUCACCCCACAGGAGCAGCGCCAUCUUCCCGGCCAUUCUGGUGUCCCCAGCCAUGUGGACUGGCUGUGACUCACUGCUGUGGCCACUGCUCCCCUGGGUGGUGGCUCUUCAGAUGAAGAGGAAAGAAGCGAGGUCACAUCUUGGUCACAUCUUGUCCCCACGUGUAGGUCACCAUUGGUGAGGGCAGGGUGGGGACCUUGUGGGACAUGGAGGUGAUGGUGGGACAUGGUGGGUACAUGGUGUUGCCUGAAUUUGGAGGCUGAGGUGGUGUAGGGAGCCAGUGAUGGGUGUCCAGGGGAAUGGGGUUCCUAGGGAUGGGGUUUCAUGGGAAUGGGGGUCCCAGUGGUUGGACUCAGAUGUGGGUAUGAGGGUCCCAGAACAACAUGGCCUCCAGGGAUUUGUGAUCAUGGUGUGAGGGCUGAGGGAUGGGGAUGCCAGGGGAAAGGAGGGACCCCUGUGAGAAUAGAGGUCCUGGGGGAAUCAAGGGAAGGGGUUUCCCAGGGUCUGCAAUUACUGGGAUGGGGUUCCUUGGGAAUGGAGAUCCUGAGGAAUUGCAGUGCAGGGUUGGGGGCCCCAGGGAAGGGGAGACAGGAGGAAAUGAGGUCUCAUGGUUGGGGUCCCAGGGAAAUGGGGGUGCCAGGGAUGGGCAGUGGUUGGGUGGGCCCAUAGGUCCCAGCUCCUUCCCUGGGUGCCUCAGAUUUUGGGGUGACCCAGGGCCUAGCACUGCUUCCCUGGAGUGCUUGUUUCCUGUCCAUGCAUCACAUGGGGGUCCUGGGUAGCUCUGCCUCUGUGCCCUCCCGUGCCCUUGUCCUUUUCUUCUCUUUAUUUCUCCUUUUUAAUUUUUCCUCAUUUUUGUGCCAUGUCCCCUCUCCUCUGAUUCCUGAUUCAGCAAUCCCAGGGAGCACCUGAGCAGGGAAUGGGUUGGGGGGACCCAGGGGAGGGGGAAGAUGGGGAGAGGUGGUGCAAGGAAGGGUGGGGAGGCCAUGGGGGAUAGAGGUGUUGGGCUGUGCCCCCUCAACACUUCCUUUUUCCUGGACAAGAAGGAAGAAGCUGGUUGUGCUGAAAGUCAGAUGGGAAAGGGGAGUGGAUUCUGUCCUCGGGGGGGUCACAUCCAGGGGGGUCCUGUCCUGUGAGGUCCCUGUUCUGGGGGUGACCUUGGGGAGACCAGUCCAAGGUGUGGCACAUCAUGGCAUGGGGGGUCCUGUCCCACGGAGUGGUAGUGCCACCUGUCGAAGAGGUGGCACGUCCUUGGGACCCCUGUCUAUCCAAGGGUGGGACCAGCCAUGGCCCAUCCCCACUGCACAGGGAUGGUCAUUGGCCAGCCCUGCUCUGGCCAGCCCCACGUGGCAGCCAGGACCUCAGGGUCCUCCCCGCCCUUUUGCUUUUGAUUCUGGCCGCUUUAGAGCUGCUAUAGAGGUGAGAAUUGUGUGGGCGGAAAAGGCCUGCCCGUGGUUUGCUGAGCCCUGCAAGAAGCACAAAAUCCAAAGUGAGCCCAAGCAGUGGCUCUGUGAGGGCCUUUGAUGGUUUUCAGAGUAGGACUGGGUGGAAACCCCCCAUGCAAGGGUAGCUGUUGGGGAACCAGUGUGGAAAUGCAGCAAUUGAUAAUUUGUUCCCUCUUGGUAAGGGACUGAGAGAACCACAAAACUACUGAAAUCCCACAAUACUCGGCUCAACAGCCUGACCUGGACCCUCCUCCUUCCUGCUUCACCCUGCACCCACCGCAGCCACUCUCUCACUGCCCUCCACAGCUGGGUGAGGAGAGAAAAUUGAGCAAAGGGUUCCUGGGUUGAGACAAGGACCAGGAGAGAUCACUCAUCAAAUCCUGUCACGGGAAAUGCAGGCUCAGAAUUAGCAAUACGAAUUGAAUGUUUUGCUGACAAAAUCGGAGCAGGAUAAGAAGUCAAACGAACCCUUCAAAACACCUUCCCCCCCACCCCAAACUCCUUCCUGGCUCUCCCUCCUCCCUCCAGUGGCGCAGGGAGAUGGAAAUGGGGGCUUCGGGCAGUUCAGCACAGGUUGUUUCUGCCGCUGCUGAGCCAGAGUAGUUGCAGUCCUUGCCCUCCUCUGCCAAGGUGGGGUCCCUGCCUUCCACGGGAGUCUCUUCUCCAGGGAUUUCUCCAGCAGGAAUCCUUCCUGUGGUCUGCUGCUUUGCUCCAGCUGCUCCAGGCUGGGGUCCUUCCUUGCCCGGGCUCAGUGCCUCAGGAACUGCUCAAGUGGGGACUUCCCAUGGGCUCACAGCUCCCUUCAGGCAUCCUCUGCUCAGCCGGGGGCUCCUGCAGGGUGGCCAGGGGGGUGUCUGCUCCCCGGGGACCCCACAGGCUUCAGGUGAAUAUCUGGAAACCCUCGUGCCCCUCCUUCCUUCCUGCAGGGCUGUUCCUCUUGCAGCCUUGGAGUGAAAACCACGUUCACUCUCCUGUGAAAAUUUAAAAAGUUUAAUAAAGGAUAAUAGGAGACAAGGACCAUAAAGCAAAGGUUGGCACUCAACCAAGUGCACACUGUUCUCUUUGGGGAUACCCCUUAAAUACCUUUUCCCUUAUAUCAUCCUGUUGCAUAUUCAUAGACCUUUAUGCAUAGUAAACUUUUUUCCCAAACCA
Haemorhous mexicanus (house finch) is the source of this 5243-nucleotide messenger RNA. RefSeq names its product translocon-associated protein subunit beta-like. The record is from RefSeq and is a predicted model, not a curated record. Gene Ontology annotation, cellular component: endoplasmic reticulum; membrane. NCBI's taxonomy places the organism in Eukaryota, Metazoa, Chordata, Aves, Passeriformes, Fringillidae.